CCCUGGACUUCAUUCUGUGGAGGGAGUCGGAGGCUGCUGCAGGAAGCGAAGCUCAGGAGAUCACAGCCUGGAUAAGCUACACCGGGGACCGCUGUGGGAAGUUGCAUUUUUGUACAUAUAAACACAAGACGGGCAACACCGAUUGAUUCGUAUUCUAGAGCCUGUAGCGCUGUGCAAUGGAGGAUGGGAAGCCGGUGUGGGCCCCACACCCGAUCGAAGGGUUCCAGUUGGGCACCAUCGUUGACAUCGGAGCGGACAGCCUGACCAUCGAACCUCUGAAGCAGAAGGGAAAGUCCUUUCUGGCUCCAGUCAACCAGGUGUUCCCAGCUGAGGAUGACCCAAACAAACAUGUCGAGGACAACUGUUCGUUGAUGUACUUGAAUGAAGCCACACUCCUGAACAAUGUCCGUGUGCGCUACAGUAAAGACAGAAUCUAUACGUACGUGGCUAACAUCCUGAUAGCAGUGAACCCGUACGUUGACCUCCCCAAGCUGUACUCUCCAGAGACCAUCCAGCAGUACCGAGGCCGGUCGCUGGGCACCCUUCCUCCCCAUGUCUACGCUAUCGCGGACAAAGCUUACCGGGACAUGAAGGUGCUGAAGAUGAGCCAGUCCAUCAUUGUGUCAGGAGAAUCAGGGGCUGGAAAGACUGAGAACACCAAAUUUGUGCUGCGGUACCUCACCACGUCCUAUGGAACAGGUCAAGACAUUGAUGAAAGAAUAGUAGAAGCCAACCCCUUGUUGGAAGCUUUUGGAAAUGCCAAGACGGUCAGAAACAACAAUAGCAGUCGCUUUGGGAAGUUUGUAGAAAUCCACUUUAACGAAAAGAAUGCAGUGGUGGGCGGCUUUGUGUCGCACUACUUGCUGGAGAAGUCCCGCAUCACGCGGCAGGGCCAGGAGGAGCGCAACUACCACAUCUUCUACCGGCUCUGUGCUGGGGCCCCCGAGGACAUCCGGCAGAAAUUCUACCUCGGCUCUCCAGACACCUACAGGUAUUUGAAUCGUGGAUGCACUCGCUACUUCGCCAACAAGGAAACCGACAAACAGAUCCUUCAGAACCGCAAGAGCCCUGAGCACAUGAAGGCGGGCCCACUGAAGGACCCUCUGCUGGACGACCAGGGUGACUUCACCCGGAUGUCGGUGGCCAUGAAGAAAAUCGGUCUGGACGACACGGAGAAGCUGGACUUGUUCCGCGUGGUGGCCGGCGUUCUGCACCUGGGCAACGUGGACUUUGAGGAAGCGGGCAGCACCUCCGGCGGCUGCAUCAUCAAGAACCAGUCGAGCAAGCCGCUGGAGCACUGCGCUGAGCUGUUGGGCCUGGACGAGCAGGACCUGCGGGUCAGCCUCACCUCCCGGGUCAUGCUCACGUCAGCAGGGGGCGCCAAAGGCGCCAUCAAGGUGCCCCUGAAGGUGGAGCAGGCGAACAACGCCCGCGACGCGCUGGCCAAGGCCGUGUACAGCCGUCUCUUCGACCACGUGGUGACGCGCGUCAACCAGUGUUUCCCCUUCGACUCCUCGGCCAACUUCAUUGGGGUGCUGGACAUCGCCGGUUUCGAGUACUUUGAGCACAACAGCUUUGAACAGUUCUGCAUCAACUACUGCAAUGAGAAGCUGCAGCAGUUCUUCAACGAGCGCAUCUUAAAGGAGGAACAAGAGCUCUAUCAGAAAGAGGGGCUAGGAGUGAACGAGGUCCACUAUGUCGACAAUCAGGACUGCAUUGACCUUGUGGAGGCCAAGUUGGUUGGCAUUCUGGACAUUCUGGAUGAAGAGAACCGUCUACCUCAACCCAGCGACCAGCACUUUGCGGAGAUGGUGCACAGCAAGCACAAGGACCACUUCCGUCUGACUGUGCCCAGGAAGUCCAAGCUGGCUGUGCACAGAAAUGUCCGUGAUGAUGAAGGCUUCAUCGUCAGGCAUUUUGCUGGAGCUGUCUGCUAUGAAACGACCAAGUUCGUGGAGAAGAACAACGACGCGCUGCACAUGUCUUUGGAGGUACUGGUCAGCGAAUCCAAAGACCGCUUUGUGAGUGAGCUCUUCGAGAACUCCAACAACUCCAAGGACUCCAAGCAGAAGGCUGGCAAGCUCAGCUUCAUCAGCGUGGGCAACAAAUUCAAGACCCAGCUGAAUAUCUUACUGGACAAGCUGCGCAGCACUGGUUCCAGCUUUAUUCGCUGCGUCAAGCCCAACCUGAAGAUGGUGAGCCACCAGUUCGAAGGUGCCCAGAUCCUGUCCCAGCUGCAGUGCUCCGGGAUGGUGUCCGUGCUGGACCUGAUGCAGGGCGGCUUCCCCUCCCGUGCUCCCUUCCACGAGCUCUACAACAUGUACAAGCAGUACAUGCCAGCCAAGCUGACGCGCCUCGACCCGAGACUCUUCUGCAAGGCUCUGUUCAAAGCCCUCGGUCUUAACGAGAAGGACUACAAGUUUGGGCUGACCAAAGUUUUCUUCCGACCUGGAAAGUUUUCGGAGUUCGAUCAGAUCAUGAAGUCAGACCCGGACCACCUGGCGGAGCUGGUGAAGCAGGUCAACAAGUGGCUCAUCUGCAGCCGCUGGAAGAAGGUCCAGUGGUGCGCGCUGUCCGUCAUCAAACUAAGGAAUAAGAUACUCUACCGAGCCAGUGCUUGCAUCAUGAUGCAGAAGACGGUGCGCAUGUGGCUCUGUAAGAGGAAGCACAAGCCAAGGAUCGAUGGGCUGGUUAAGGUGCGUAAUCUGAAGACGAGGAUGGACAAGUUUAACGAGGUGGUGGCCGGUCUGAAGGAGGGACAGCAGGAGAUGCUCAAACAGAUCCAGGACCUGGACGCCUCCAUCGACACCCUCAUGAUCAAGAUCAAGAGCACGGUGAUGACGCGCAUCGAGAUCGACCACGAGCACCAGGCGCUGGUGACGCGCUCGCAGCAGCUGCUCAGCGCCAUGCAGAAGAAGAAGCAGGAGGAGGAGGAGCGCGCGCGCCUCCUGCGCAUCCAGGAGGAGAUGGAGCGCGAGCGCAAGAGGAGGGAGGAGGAGCAGCAGCGACGCAAACAGGAAGAGGAAGAACGCAAACUGAAAGCAGAGAUGGAGGUGAAGAGGAAGCAGGAGGAGGAGGAGCGGAAGAAGAGGGAGGAGGAGGAGAAGAGGCUGCAGGAGACGCUGCAGGAGGAGAUGGAGCGGCAGGUGGCGGCCGAGCGUGAGGAGGAGGCGGCUCGGCAGGCCAUUCUGGAGCAGGAGCGGCGUGACCGCGAGCUCGCCAUGAGGAUCGCCCAGAGCGAGGCCGAGCUCAUCCCCGAGGAGACGCAACUGGAUGCCGGGCUGCGCAGUAAUGGCUCAAGUGUUCCAUCGUCCCCAGAGCGAGUGAAUGUUCCUGCACAACCAAAGCUCAAGAGUUUGACCAUGGAAGAAAUGGCCAAGGAAAUGUCUGAUCUUCUCUCUCGGGGUCCCCAGGUGCAGGCCAACAAGGCUGCCGCCGCCAGCACCAAGAAGUACGAGCUGAGCAAAUGGAAGUACGCUGAGCUACGAGACGCCAUCAACACGUCCUGUGACAUUGAGCUGUUGGCUGCCUGCAGAGAAGAGUUCCAUCGCCGUCUGAAGGUAUAUCAUGCCUGGAAAUCAAAGAACAAGAAGCGCAAUGCAGAAGCUGAGCCGAGGGCUCCCAAGUCCGUCACAGAUUAUGGUCAUGUGCAUCUUCCGAAAAAAGCAUCCCAGCAGAACCCUGCUCCACCAAUCCCGGCGCGGCAGCAUGAGAUCGCCAUGAACCGCCAGCAGCGCUACUUCCGUAUCCCCUUCAUCCGACCGGGCGAGCAGUACAAGGAUAUGCAGGGCAAGAAGAAGGGCUGGUGGUACGCCCACUUCGACGGCCCCUGGAUCGCCCGACAGAUGGAGCUGCACCCGGACAAGCAUCCUAUUCUGUUGGUGGCAGGUAAAGACGACAUGGAGAUGUGUGAGCUCAGUUUAGAGGAGACAGGUCUGACACGGAAGCGCGGAGCAGAGAUCCUGGCGCGGCAGUUUGAGGAGAUCUGGGAACGCUGUGGAGGCAUCCAGUAUCUACGGAGCGCCAUUGAGAGUCGGCAAGCAAGACCCACCUAUGCCACCGCCAUGCUGCAGAGCAUGCUCAAGUAGAGCUAUGCCUGCACGAUAAACACACACCUAUAUAUACAAUACACUUAUGUAUAUGUAUAUUGUAUAUAUGCUAUAUAAGUAUAUAGCUAUAUACAUAUACAGUACAUAAACAGUCACACACAAACAUCAUACAGACAGACACGCACACAUAAAGGUCUCUUGCUAGAUCAAAGGGAAGAAUGCCGUUUCUAACAUAGCCAGGAUUCAGAAACAAAUAAUGGUUUGACUGGUGGGCAUUCCCAGUCAAGAAAGGACUUUUUUUUUUUUUUUUUUUUUUUUUUUUUUUUGUUUGUUUGUUUUUUGGUUAAUUUACUGUACGUGUUUUUAAUGUUGUUGGUCUUUUCAGCGUUCUGUUUGCAUCAUUUCGUUAAUUUCAUUUUGCAGUGAAACGGAUGCAGAGACGUACUUGCUGAUUAUUUCCGUCUUGUCAUGCAAACGUGACGCGCUCCUCAGUACGUCUACGACUUUGAACUACGAGGCCUUAACGACUAGUCACGACAGGGUAGUUGCUGGAGGUCGGCCGUUUUAGCGGCUCUUAACCUCCUCAAGUAGAAACGCAAUAUUACAGCAUCCCCCUCGUCCCACUCUCACGGCAACCCUCUGCAUCUGAAUACAGUCUGCAGCUCGUCUCCAGCAGACGUUUUAACUGGACUCGCUUACCGAUAAGCUGUUUACAUGUUCGCAUUUAUGUCUGAAGCGUAGCGCAGUAACGGCUCUGAACUAAGGGCCGUGAGUUUCAUAGGUGUAGACACGAUAAGCAUUCCAUUCUCUACCGCAGCACUUUCUGGCUUUAGCCUGUGCGGUGUGUGUGCAUCUGACUCCAACGGCUGAAGUAGUGCUCGUAGAUCUGUGAACCUCCCGUCUGCUUCCUCCACUGCUUUGGCCUUACUGCGUAAACAUAUACUGUAUGUUUCGUUCAAAUUUUGCACAUAUUCUGUUAAGCAGUUAAUAGUAAUAAGGACGACGAUGAUGAUUAAUAAUAUUAAUGAUUACAAUAAUGCACUGAACAAGCAAUGGAUUCCGAUUCUCGUUUUUUCUUGUACAUUUGAACAAUGACCUCUGAAGAGAUUACACAUAGAGAGAUAUCCCAACAGGGUUUAGCGCCAUUAAAAAAAAAUACAAGACUAUAUAUUUUUCUGAGCAUCUUUUGUACCAACGGUCCCCAAACUAUUCUGAGUAGCGGCUUCUUUAAGGCUUCACCCCGAACUGAAUGUACAAGGCUUCGGCAUAUCUCCUUUCCCAUGAUGACAGGUCUAAUAAUAGCAACAGGCGAAUGAGCAAGAACAUCUUAGAUGUGAUUUUUUUAGUGACCUUUUUCUAAACUUCUCCUAGAAGCACCCAAGUCCUCUUUGCACUGAGUUCUGGCAAACAGGAUCUCUACACUGAAAUGCACUGUGGUCUUUUAUCUGCAAGCAAAGCACAUGCAUCUUCUUAUGGACCGCAUUCAAAAUAAUGUGACAUGUAAAAUCCAUCAUGGAUAUAUGUGAAAAAAUACCAUUCCUUAAUGUAAAACCAAUCAACAGUGAUGUGGGUGAUUUGGUGUAUGCAGUAACACACCUUGUUAGACCAAAUGUGUGUACAUGUCAAUGUGCUGUCACUGACCUAUGAUCGGUCAUUUGCAAAAAAAAUGCAGUGUGUUUUUUUGUGUGUGAAUGGUGCAUGUCACUACAAACAUCACAGUGUACUCCCAAUCCCAAACUUAAAUAUUAUUAUGCAUUUCAUCCAAAUGCAAUUGCAUACAGUGCAUCCAUAAAUAUUUUAUAUACGAGUAUGACACAUGCAAAAAUGUCAUGUUUCUAUAGAAUUGUACAAAUGUAUUUUCGUGAUUUAAGGGUGUGGGCUUUUCACUAUGUUCCCUGUAAGACUCCAAAGUUCUUUUGUAUGUGCUGUAAAGAGUGCUCCCGAGGGAACGAUAGCUAAGAGAUACUUCAUGACCUUCCUCUCGCUCCUUCCUCAGACUGGAACUAGUGUCCUCAGGUAAGGCUGAUUGUGACUGCUUGGGUUUGCAGUAACCUUUCUGUUUCCUGCGUUAUUCCUUUCACUCGUUUGGUGAAUCGACUCUCGGGUCAGGUCGUGGCUACUCUUACCCAAAGUGUAAUGCGGAAAGCUGGCAGCCUAAUGCCGCUGUGCGUUAAAGGGGUUUGGCAGCUCAGUGUCGUGACCCAGUGUCUCUCCAGCCUAGCUGUGGGCACAUCCCUAUCUGUCCUCUUGUGUACUAGACAAACGGCAGCCGAGAUCCCGAGUGAAGGACUUGUAUGUGACUUGAGCACUGAAGGUGUGACUGCUGUCGAUUCUACUGGGUUAGCUUAUGGGGUGCAGUAACUGAAGGGGCUUGUGAUAUGCACUGUAAACCCACUCGUCUUUCACAAUCAUCCUUGAUUCUGCCUUUUCACAGUCUUUUCUAAUUGUGAUCUCUAACCUUAUGAAAUAAAUGCAUUCCCUGUUUCACUUUAA
Alosa sapidissima (American shad) is the source of this 6542-nucleotide messenger RNA. RefSeq names its product myosin VIa (gene myo6a). The coding region runs from base 177 to 4088 and encodes 1303 amino acids. Gene Ontology annotation, cellular component: endocytic vesicle; actin cytoskeleton; myosin complex. The record is from RefSeq and is a predicted model, not a curated record. Gene Ontology annotation, molecular function: actin filament binding; ATP binding; microfilament motor activity. Gene Ontology annotation, biological process: actin filament organization; inner ear morphogenesis; inner ear auditory receptor cell differentiation. The transcript has 36 exons. NCBI's taxonomy places the organism in Eukaryota, Metazoa, Chordata, Actinopteri, Clupeiformes, Clupeidae.